CUGGCUCAGUUGUCAACAACUGUUCGGCGAGCAAGUCAAGUGUACCGUCGUACAUUUUUACCAAUUCCGUUUGCGGACAAAUAUAUAUGAAUUUUGUGCCUUUUAAAUUGUGGAACAAGACCGCGUUGGAUGGACGAGUUUAAUUGAAGUCAGUCAGCUACAAUUUCGUGAAAUUGGCUCGUCCCUGGUUAGCUAGCGUAGCUGGUGUUGGUGUUUUGAGGACGAGCUGCAGUCAGUCAGUCAGUCAGUCAGUCAGUCAGGCAGGCAGGCACGUACGUCAGUGGCGUGUCCAGCCAUUAAAAGCACACGUCUGAUCCAAACGUGUCCUAAUAUCCUGCUCCCGGGACCUAAGAUCCUCCUUCCAAUAAUGUGCGAUGGACCCUUUUGACUAUAACAGUUCAGAGCGUGCCACCCUGCCACGGAACAUGAUUGAGAACACCAUGUUCGAAGAAGAACCUGACGUUGUGGAUCUGGCCAGAGACUCGGCAGCGUAUCCGACAUUUCCGGCCCUUGACCCAGAUGAGACUGCGUACGAGCCUCGCAGCUCCCGGCUUCUGGUGCGAGGCUUGGGGGAGAACGACGUGGAUGACGACGAUGAGGACUGCGAGUCCUCGGCCCGACUUUUGGGCAUGUCCUUCAUGAACCGCAGUGCCAGCCAGAGAUCCAACGCAUCUAUUCAUGUCAGACAGUCUCUACCCAGAUCAUGUUCACCACCCUCAGCCCGCACCACGGUUGUUUGUGUGCUAUUUUUGGUCAUAGUGGCCUCCAUGACCAUGGUGUUGUACUUUUUACCUGGGUGCAACUUUACAAAGAUGGGAUGUCCUAAACAAGGAAACAAGACAUCUAAUGGCACCGAUGGGGAACUCUUCCCCUGGGCACAAUACCAGCUCCCUCGUAGCGUACGUCCUCUCAGCUACGACCUGACCUUCACCCCUGACUUCAGCACCAUGGAUUUCAGCGGCCACACCGUCAUCAACAUGUUUGUACUUCACAACACCAAGCGCAUUGUCCUGCACAGCGCUCAUCUCAACAUUAGCAAAGCUACAUUCAAGCUUGGUGACGGGGAGGCCAGUGACGUCACCAUAUUGGAGUACUUGCCAAGGGAGCAAAUAGCUGUGAAAUUCUCUGAGGAGCUGAAGGCAGGGCAGCGCUGUGUUUUGACUCUCGACUACGCUGCCAGCCUGUCGCACACCUAUGACGGUUUCUACAAUAGUUCCUACACAGAUCAGCAUGGGAACAAAAGGGUCCUGGCUGCAACCCAGUUCGAGCCGCUCUACGCUCGAAAGGCCUUCCCUUGUUUUGACGAGCCAUCAUUUAAAGCCACCUUUUUGGUGAAAAUCAACAGGAAGCCGGAGUACAUGACACUGUCCAACAUGCCUCAGCUGCACAGCACGCAGCUCGCCAGUGGCCUCGUGCAGGAUGAAUUUGCAAAGACGAGCGUCAACAUGAGCACGUACUUGGUGGCCUUCGUCGUUGGUAACUUCACCUCCGUCAGCAAAAACGUCUCCGACAUUUUGGUUUCUGUGUACAGUGUACCAGAGAAGAAAGCGCAUACUAACUACGCUCUGGAUACUGCAUCCAAACUACUUGAAUUUUACAAUGGCUACUUUGAAAUAAACUAUCCUCUUCAGAAACUAGACUUGGUUGCCGUCCCAGACUUCCUGGCAGGAGCCAUGGAGAACUGGGGUCUGAUCACCUUCAGAGAAACCGGCCUGCUGUUGGGGGGACAUUCCUCUCUUUUGCAAAAACAAAGCGUUGCUGCCAUCAUUGCACAUGAGCUGGCUCAUCAGUGGUUUGGAAACCUGGUCACAAUGAGCUGGUGGAGUGACCUGUGGCUCAACGAAGGCUUUGCCACUUUUAUGGAGUUCAUGUCAGUGCAGAGGGUGCUGCCGGAGCUUGACAUGAGUAACUUGUUCUUAGCGAUGCGAUUCCGAACCUUGGACAGAGAUGCGCUUAACUCCUCCCACGCCGUGUCCACCGAAGUCAGCACACCGGAGCAGGUGCAGGAGAUGUUCGACUCCGUGUCCUAUCAGAAGGGAGCUUCCAUUCUACUGAUGUUGAACACGUCUUUGCCAGGUGACCAGCAGUUCAGAAAAGGCAUCAUUCAGUAUCUGAAACAGUUUGCCGGUUUAAACACCGACACUGACGACCUCUGGAACAGUCUUACCGAGGUCGAGGUCUCAAGUCAGCAUCCAAAUGUGUCAGAGAUGAUGAGGUCAUGGACUUCCCAGAAAGGCUUCCCGUUGGUUACGGUAUCCCGUACGGGGGAUGUGGUCAAUUUAAAACAGGAGAUUUUCCAGCUCACAUCAGACAACUCCAAACAUUCCUCCAGCUUGUGGAAUAUUCCCGUGACCUACGUGAAUGACAGCUGUAGUUUGGGCCCUGAGUGCAAACAGUUGUUCGUGCUGAAUACGCAGUCAGGAACUUUUAAGGUGGCAGAAACAGUGAAAUGGUUGAAGUUGAACUACAGGAGCACGGGCUUCUAUAUCGUUGACUAUGGAGAAGAAGGCUGGGCUGCUCUGACUGACGCCAUGACCAAGAACUUCCAAGUUCUCACGCAGGAGGACCGCGCCUCGCUGAUACACAACAUCUUUGCACUCUCCAGACUGGGACGCGUGUCCUUCCGCCAAGUCCUCAACCUCCUGAAGUACAUGCCGAAUGAAACUGAGAGUAGUCCUGUGAGGGAGGCCUUGCUGCAGCUCCAGAACAUCUACCAGAUGCUGCAGAAAAGAUACAAGGAGGGUCUUGUCAGCCGCAUGAAGGCACAUAUUCUGAAAGACUUUGGUGUGCUGAUGGAUAAGCAAACCUGGACUAAGGAGGAGAGUAUCUCCAAACAGGACUUGAGAUCUGCCCUGUUGGAAAUGGCCUGUCAUCUCGGGCAAGAAAAAUGCACGCAGCAAGCGACAGCCAUGUUUAAGCAGUACGUGGCGUCCAAUGGAACCUCCAUGAUUCCAGGCGACCUGCAGCGAGUUGUAUUCACUGUGGCGGCUCAGUCCAAUGAGGACUGGGAAAGUUUGCUCACCUUGUAUCAUUAUGCCACGUAUGACUCCGAGAAGCAAAAGUUGCUAGAGGGCUUAGCAUCCACCCAGGACACGCAGAAAAUGGUGUGGCUUCUGAAUGCCGGCUUGAAUAGCAAUAUGAUCCAGAUCCAGAACCUUCCCUUGGUCGUCCACAGAAUCUGCCAAGGCUUAGCUGGAAACUUGAUUGCUUGGGACUUCAUUCAAGAGAACUGGAACCGGCUCACACAAACGUUCCCUGUAGGUUCCUAUGCCUUACAAUCACUCGUCAAGUCUACCACCUCUCACUUCUCUGAACAGUCGCACCUUAAUCAGGUGCAGUGUUUCUUCGCCAGCCUGAGUGAGCGCGGUUCACAGAUGCGAAGCGCGCAGGAAGCGCUGGAGACCAUCCGACUGAACCAGUCCUGGAUGGAGAAGAAUCUUCCCUCUCUUGAUAAAUGGCUUUAAUGCAGGCCAGGCACUCCUUCCAUUCUCUGCCCCCACCUCCCACACUCCCCGCAACCCCGAUACCAGUUUAGCUGGUCAACCGGGGUACGUUGUCAAGACAACCGGCAAAGUUUGCACUUUUUGUCUCUUAGCUCUGUUUCGUCCAGGUCUGUGUCGAGCUGGACCGGGUAACAUCUGACACAUGGGCUCCUGUGAGAUUUUUAAGCUAGCUCAGGGCGGCUCUGAUUGUAUCUGACGGCAACGUGUCAGACCCAAACACUCCUCACACUUGAAGCUGUGGACCAAACCUCACAUCCGACAAUCAUGCGAACGAUCCACUUUGCUUUACAGACCCUUUCAACUAGUGAGCGUUCCAACUGUUUCAUCGCUGCUAAAAAUCGAGAAACUGUUAGUCAGCAGUAUUUUUAGUUUAAAAAAAAUGUUUUUUGUCCUUGGGCCUUGCACUGUCUAUAUGCUUUAUCAUAUAGACUCAGCUGCACAUUUUUAAAGACACGAGCUUGUGACAAUGAGCAAUUUUUCCACCUAGGAAAAAUGUGUACAGAAACAGUAGCAGCCCGGAAUUAUUUGCAGCUAUAUUCGAAAGUGGUUGGUCGACCAAAAAAAAAAAAAAAAAAGAAAAGAAAAAACUUCCCAA
Molecule: messenger RNA, 4098 nt
Organism: Syngnathoides biaculeatus (alligator pipefish)
Lineage: Eukaryota; Metazoa; Chordata; Actinopteri; Syngnathiformes; Syngnathidae
Gene: lnpep
Product: leucyl/cystinyl aminopeptidase
Exons: 22
Coding region: 375-3464 (1029 amino acids)
Biological process (GO): peptide catabolic process; proteolysis
Cellular component (GO): cytoplasm
Molecular function (GO): peptide binding; metalloaminopeptidase activity; zinc ion binding
Source: RefSeq, a predicted model, not a curated record